Magallana angulata is the source of this 1843-nucleotide messenger RNA. Its product is annotated as fatty acyl-CoA reductase 1-like. Gene Ontology annotation, biological process: long-chain fatty-acyl-CoA metabolic process. The transcript has 14 exons. The coding region runs from base 64 to 1623 and encodes 519 amino acids. Lineage: Eukaryota; Metazoa; Mollusca; Bivalvia; Ostreida; Ostreidae. Gene Ontology annotation, cellular component: peroxisome. Gene Ontology annotation, molecular function: alcohol-forming very long-chain fatty acyl-CoA reductase (NADP+) activity. The record is from RefSeq and is a predicted model, not a curated record.
AUACAAAUAGGUGGCGCUCUCAUGUUAACUUCCUUUUAAUUUUGGAUGUCGAAAGAGUCGUGAAUGGAAAUGGCAGGAACUCAUUCUAUCUCGGAGUUCUACCAUGGGAGGAGUAUUUUCAUCACUGGAGCCACUGGUUUUAUGGGGAAAGCCCUCGUAGAAAAGCUACUGAGAUCAUGUCCGGGAAUAAAGAAUGUUUACAUUCUCAUAAGACCAAAGAGAGGCAAAGAUGUCAGCCAGAGACUGGAGGAAUUGCUUGCAUCAAAGCUGUUUGAGAAACUAAAGAGACAGGACCCAGAUUUCAGUAAGAAGGUGAUCCCAGUGACAGGGGAUAUCCUCCAUGAAAACCUGGGGGUCAGUCAGAAGGAUGAGGAGAGGGUCAUCAACGAUGUCUCUGUGGUCUUCCACUCGGCGGCCACAGUCAAGUUUGAUGAAGAAAUGAAGUUGGCUGUUGAGAUGAAUGUUGUUGGAGUAAAUAGAAUGAUACAAUUUUGCAAGAAAAUCAAAAACUUGGAGGUGCUCCUACAUGUUUCCACAGCCUAUUGCAACUGCAAUGUGAAGUACAUAGAUGAAAAAGUUUAUGAGCCUCCACUUGCACCUCACAAAUUACUGGAUGCUUGCGAAUGGAUGGAUGGAGAUGUUUUAAACACCCUGACACCAAAGAUGAUCGGCAACAGACCAAAUACCUACACCUACACCAAAGCCAUUGCGGAGUAUCUGCUGUACCAGAAUAAAGAGGAAUUACCUGUGGUGAUCUUUAGACCGUCUAUUGUGGGCGCCUCUUGGAAUGAACCUGUCCCAGGAUGGGUUGAUAACUACAAUGGUCCUACAGGAUUGUUAGCAGCAAUUGGAAAUGGUUUGCUGAGAGUUAUGAAGGGGGACUUUUAUGGUACUUCAGAUAUCAUUCCAGUAGACAUUGCCUCCAAUAUGAUGAUAGCAGUAGCCUGGGAUAAUGUUGUUUAUAAAUCAGAUGAAUUAAAGGUAUACCAUUGUACAACAGGGCAAAUGAACAAGUUUACAUGGGGACAAAUGGAGCGAAUGUCUCAUGAAUGCUUCAUGAAAAACCCUGUCAACACAGUAGCCAGGAUCCCAAAUCCUCGCUUUACCAAAAGCUAUGUGUGGCAUGAGGUAUGUGUGCUGUUUGACCAUGUUUUACCUGCCUAUCUGAUGGACAUGAUGAUGUGGGUCUCAGGCAAACGCCCAAUAUUUGUCAAAAUCCAAGACAAGUUGAGGAAAGCGGUGGGGAGCCUGGACUACUUCACUCAGAAUGAGUGGGUCUUCUCCAACAAGAACCUUGAUGACCUUUUGAACAAAAUGACACCAGAGGACAGAAAGACCUUCAACUUCAAUGUGAAAAGUAUACACUGGCCUACGUACAUGGAGUCCUACUGUCUUGGCAUUAAACGAUUUGUUCUCAGGGAGGAACUUUCCGAGUUGUCCAAAGCCAGGCAAACACUCAAAAGGUUGCAGAGGAUAAACUUUGCAGUGAAUGUGUUCCUUUUUAUCGCGGUGUGGAGACUUCUGAUAAACCGUGUGGCAGUAGCAAGGACUCUGUGGAACUUCCUGUUGGGCUGGGCUAUCCGCAUCUUCAAGCGCAUGCCAAAGGUGGCCAAGUCCUCAUGAUACACCAUCCAAGACACAAACUGAACAAGCAUCUGUGAUAAUCUCUACUGAUCCAAAGAAUUAACGUCUUUAUACAUAGUUGGGAUUGACACUCGUAUAUCUUUGAUUUACCAAACUGAAUUCAUUCAGGGAUAUAGUCGACACAUACAUGUAUGUCAAAUAAAAGAAUUACAUGUACAAAUUGUCAGUGGAAUAUCAGAAAUAAAUUAUUUAUAGACAA